Molecule: messenger RNA, 399 nt
Organism: Closterium sp. Yama58-4
Lineage: Eukaryota; Viridiplantae; Streptophyta; Zygnematophyceae; Desmidiales; Closteriaceae
Source: the annotation of a GenBank genome assembly
AUGGGAGGCGAGAACGAGAAAGAGGAGGAAGAGGAGGAGAGGUGGGUGGAGGAGGAGGAGGAGAAGGGGGAGUAUCAACGGCAGCUGAGGGAGUGGGCGCGGUUUCAGAUGAUGGAUUUUGUCCAUGCACUGGCGACUGCGGAGUUUGGGGUGAACUAUGGCAAAGAUUCAGGGGAAGAGUUUAUGGAAGAUCCAGCAGCUGCUGCGUUGUUCAAGGUCGGGUUGUUGUACCAGCAACGGGAUCCCAUGUACGUCCGACCAACAUCGGUUGCUUUUCAACGAUGUCUUACUCGCUGGCUCGUAAGCGAACGGCUUCAACUUGGUUCCCUUCAAACUGCCAAAUAUUAUUGGAUGAGAACAUGCCGUGGUCGACACUACCGCCAUUUGAUGCUCGAAUGA